Messenger RNA from Rhinolophus ferrumequinum (greater horseshoe bat), 4043 nucleotides. RefSeq names its product SCAN domain-containing protein 3-like. NCBI's taxonomy places the organism in Eukaryota, Metazoa, Chordata, Mammalia, Chiroptera, Rhinolophidae. The record is from RefSeq and is a predicted model, not a curated record. Gene Ontology annotation, biological process: DNA integration. Gene Ontology annotation, molecular function: nucleic acid binding.
UUGGAGAGAACCUUCUGAGCUGUCCAAAUUCAGGAUGGCGGCACCCUCCAGGGCCCUCCCAGCCUUGGCUGGCCAGGCUUCAGAGGAACAAGGGGAGAUUAUCAAAGUAAAGGUUAAAGAAGAAGACCGUGUUUGGGAUCAGGAAUCCUGCUUACAGAAGGAUUUGCCUCACACCGGGGAACUCGCUCGUCAGCGUCAGCGCUUCAGGCAGUUCUGCUCUCAGGAGACACCUGGACCCAGGGAGGCUCUGAACCAACUGCAGGAUCAAUGCCGGCAGUGGCUGAGCCCAGAGAUACACACCAAGGAGCAGAUCUUGAAACUGUUGGUGCUGGAGCAGUUUCUGACCAUUCUGCCUGAGGAACUCCAGGUUUGGGUCCAGGAGCAUAAUCCUGAGAGUGGAGAGGAGGUAGUGACUGUGCUGGAGGAUUUGGAGAGGGAGCUUGAUGAACUUAGACAGCAGGUCCCAUAGGGCACAUAUGGGCAGGAAGUUCCUAUGGAAGAAAUGAUUCCUCUGGAUACUACAAAGGAGUCCUUAGGUACUCAGCUCCAGUCUAUGGAAGACAGAAUGGAAUGUGAAUCUCCAGGGCCACGUACACUUCAAGACAAUGGGUCGUUUUUGUGGCUUUCCAUGAUGUCUCAAAGCAUGGGUGAUGAUAAUCUCAGUAGCUUAGAUACUAAUGAAGCAGAAAUUGAACCAGAAAACAUGAGAGAAAAAUUCUUCUGAAGCCUAGCAGUGUUACUGGAAAACAAAAGUAAUAAUACCAAGAUAUUUUCUAAAGCAAAGUACUGUCAAUUAAUAAGGGAAGUGAAAGAGGCUAAAGUUAAGGCAAAAAAGGAAUCUGUUGAUUACCGUCGCUUGGCUAGAUUUGAUGUGAUCCUUGUAAAAGGAAAUGAGAAGCUGAUUGAGGCUAUAAAUGGAGAAACAGAUAAAAUACAGUAUUAUUUACAUAGUGAGGACUUAUUUGAUAUUCUGCAUGAUACACAUCUUAGCAUUGGACAUGGUGGACGUACCCGUAUGGAAAAAGAGUUACAAGCAAAAUACAAGAACAUCACAAAAUAAGUAAUAAUGUUAUACUUGACACUCUGCAAACCAUGCCAACAGAAAAAUUCAAAACUCAAGAAAAUUCUAACAUCAAAGCCAAUUAAAGAAGUUAACUCAAGAUGCCAAGUGGAUCUUAUAGACAUGCAAUUGAAUCCUGAUGGGGAGUUUAAAUUUAUAAUGCAUUAUCAAGACCUUCGUACAAAGUUGAGUUUUUUGCAAUCGUUAAAAUCUGAAAGACCUAAGGAAACUGCACAUGCUCUUUUAGAUAUUUUCAUAAUUAUUGGAGCACCCAGUGUCCUACAGUCUGACAAUGGGAGGGAAUUUUCAAAACAGAUUGUCAGUGAACUUAGUAAUAUUUGGCCAGAAUUGAAAAUUGUCCAUGGGAAGCCUCAGCCCUGUCAAAGCCAAAGUUCUGUAAAUCAAAUUAAUGAGGAUAUCCAGAGUAGGAUUAUGUCCUGGAUGCAAACUAACAAUUCAUCACACUGGGCUGAAUUUUUGUGGUUCAUUCAGAUGACCCGAAAUCAACCCUAUCAUAGAGGCAUGCAACAGACUCUCUGUGAAGCUACAUUUAGCUCUGAAGCUAAACUGGGCCUGUGUCAUUCUCAGUUAACUGAAGAAUUUGUUGCUGGCCUGAGCAAAGAAAAUGAAUUAGAACAGGCCAACAAAGAAUUAGAAAACAGUCUGCGAGCCCAGUAUGAAGAACACAUUGAGACCGGAACAGAUAGCAGUGAUGUAGAAGAGAAUCUUUCUACUAUUCCUGCAGUGGCCAAAAAAAACUCUCCUGGAAACAGACUAAAAUUUUUAUCCUGUGUAGUUUGUGAAAAAGAACGUGCAGGUGCCAAUAGUUGUAUAUCAUGUGAUAGAAAUGUCCAUGCAAUCUGUGGAGUGUCCUGUCAACCUGAAACUGAGAACUAUCAUCACAGAAUAACAUGUAGUCUUUGCUAUGAGACCACUACAAUGAAAAGGAAGCAUGAUGAGAUUCAAAGUUUAACUGUUCAACCUUCCAAAAUGCCAAAGCCAUCACAGACACCAUUUUCAUCAGACAAAGGAGAUUGGAUGGCGAAACAAGCUUCACUAGACUUUUGUAUCAAGAAAAGACAUACCUUUUCUGACUACCACAGUCGUAGGAAAAGAAAUGAAAACAAUGGAAGUCAUCCUGAAGAAGUGAAAGCCAAAAGAGUUCAUACUAGUUUUACUCGGAAGUAUGAUCCCUCAUAUGUUGAGUUUGGUUUUGUAGUCAUAAUUGAUGGGGAAGUGCUAAAAUCACAGUGUAUUAUUUGUGGAGAUGUACUGGCUAAUGAGGCAAUGAAACCAUCAAAACUUAAGCGACAUUUAUAUUCAAAACAUAAAGAAGUAAGUUCACAACCAAAAUAAUUCUUUGAAAGAAAGAGUAGUGAAUUAAAAAGCCUACCAAAACAGGUAUUCAGUGUUUCUCAUAUAAACAUUAGUGCCUUGCGGGCUUCUUAUAAAGUAGCACUUCCAGUUGCUAAGUCUAAAACACCAUACACAAUUGCCGAGACACUUGUGAAAGACUGCGUCAAAGAGGUUUGCUUGGAAAUGUUGGGUGAAUCUGCAGCAAAGAAGGUAGCUCAAGUACCACUUUCCAAUGACACCAUAGCUCGACGUAUUCAGGAACUGGCUAAUGAUAUGGAAGACCAACUCAUACAACAAAUAAAACUAGCAAAGUAUUUUUCAUUGCAACUUGAUGAAUGCAGAGAUAUUGCUAACGUGAUAAUUAUUUUAGUAUAUGUAAGGUUUGAACAUGAUAAUGAUAUAAAGGAAGAAUUCUUUUUUUCAGCCUCUUUGCCAACAAACACAACGAGCUCAGAACUGUAUGAAGCUGUGAAAAAUUACAUUGUCAACAAAUGUGGUUUGGAAUUUAAAUUUUGUAUAGGAGUGUGUUCUGAUGGUGCAGCUUCAAUGACGGGAAGACAUUCUGAAGUGGUUACCCAGAUUAAGGAACUGGCGCCAGAAUGUAAAAUAACACAUUGUUUUAUUCAUCGAGAAAGUCUUGCUAUGAAAAAAAUAUCAGCUGAACUAAAUAGUAUGCUUACUGACAUAGUAAAAGUUGUGAAUUAUGUGAAAUCUAAUGCAUUAAAUUCAAGAUUAUUUUCUUUAUUAUGUGAUAAUACGGAAGUUGAUCAUAAGCAACUGUUAUUGCAUGCUGAGAUACGAUGGUUAUCACGGGGAAAAUUUCUAUCAAGAAUGUUUGAAAUAUGAAAUGAGCUCUUAGUAUUUCUGCAAAGCAAGAAACCAGUUUGGUCCCAACUUUUCAAAGCUGUGAAUUGGACAGCCAGACUUGCUUAUUUAUCUGAUAUCUUUAGUAUUUUUAAUGACCUUAAUGUUUCAAUGCAAGGAAAGAAUACAACAUGUUUUUCAAUGUCAGAUAAGAUUGAAGGACAAAAACAAAAGUUAGAAGCUUGGAGAAACAGAGUUUCUACAGAUUGUUAUGAUAUGUUCCAUAAUUGAACAACAUUUAUCAAUGAAGUAGGUGAUCUUGAUAUUGCAUACCUGAGAAAAGUUAUCAACGAACAUCUUACAAAUUUGUUAGAUUGUUUUGAAUUGUAUUUUCCUUCAAAUGAAGAUCCACGCAUUGGAAAUUCAUGGAUCCAAAAUCCAUUUCUUUCAUCAAAAGAUAAUUUAAAUUUAACUAUAACCCUACAGGAUAAGUUGUUGAAGCUGGCUACUGAUGAAAGAUUGAAAAUGAAUUUUGAAAAUACAGCAUCACUUGCUUCAUUUUGGAUAAAAGUUAAAAAUGAAUAUCCUGAGCUUGCUGAGGCUGCUUUAAAAUCUCUUCUUCUCUCAACAUACCUCAGUGAGACUGGGUUCUCUACUUUAAGUGUUAUUAAAACAAAACAUAGAAACAGCUUAAAUAUACAUCAUCCUCUGAGAGUAGCAUUGUCAUCAAUCCAACCUAGAUUAGACAAAUUAACAAACAAGAAGCAAGCUCAUUUAUCACAUUAAAAACUUUAAAUAUUGAUACAUAAGAUGUUCAUACAAA